AUGAAUGGCGACAGACGGAAUUUCAUGACGCGACAAAAAAUCUCCAGCUUCCAGGGCCUGCAGGCCUACUACAUGAACCGGCUCGUCAAGCUCCUCCAUGGCGUCUCAUCCAAGAAGAAAAACUGCUUGGUGUGGCAGAACGUUUUCGACAACGGAGUUCGGUUGGGUCCCGACGCCGUCGUUCACGUCUGGAAGGGAGACUGGGAGACGGAAUUGGCAACGGUCAGAGUGAAGGUUUGUCGGGUUUCUGCUGAUCUGCUGCAGCGGAUCGGCUGUGGUCCCCGAGGGAGGCGCAAGACGCGGACUUCUUCGCUUCCAGGAUGA
Darwinula stevensoni is the source of this 324-nucleotide messenger RNA. The record is from the annotation of a GenBank genome assembly. Lineage: Eukaryota; Metazoa; Arthropoda; Ostracoda; Podocopida; Darwinulidae.